Molecule: messenger RNA, 3032 nt
Organism: Acanthopagrus latus (yellowfin seabream)
Lineage: Eukaryota; Metazoa; Chordata; Actinopteri; Spariformes; Sparidae
Gene: aggf1
Product: angiogenic factor with G patch and FHA domains 1
Exons: 15
Coding region: 210-2444 (744 amino acids)
Biological process (GO): vasculogenesis
Molecular function (GO): protein binding; nucleic acid binding
Source: RefSeq, a predicted model, not a curated record
AGUAAAUGGCGGUUACGAACAGGGUGGACAGUAAACAUUACCACGGUUAUAACUCUAACUGUCUAAUUAUCUUCAAAACAUGUACUCGACUGUGUCGGAAACACAGAGCAGUUACCAAAUGUCCUUUUUCAACUUUCAGGUCGGUAAAUGUGCCGUGCUGACAGGAAAUUCACUGGCACACAGACGAAAACGAGGCAAACGCUAAACAAAUGGAGAACGAAGAUGGAGAAAAAGACAAGGAGUCUGAAGAGGCUGAGCUCCGUCUGACAGUCGAGUCGCUGAAGCAGGAGCUGCAGGAGUGCAGAGCUGAGCUGGCCAAGUUACAGAAACAGCUGAAGCAAUCCGAGAGACUGCAGAGGAGCACAGAGAGCUACAACGAAGACCUCAGGAAACAGGUUGACCAGCUGAGCGCAGAGAUUCAUGAGCGGAAGAGAAGGGACAAAGAUCGAGUUGACAGUGAAACACAGACAGAAGAAUAUGUGUGGACAGAAACUGAUUAUUACAACUACUACUAUGGAGGCUACAAUCAGAAUCCAGAGGCUUCAGACACUCAGGAAGGUCUGAAUCCAGAAGCAGCAGUUGAGGCAGCUGCUGUCAGCGAGACAGCAGAGGUUUCAACACCAGACGAAGCAGCAGCAGCAACAGUUAAUGUUUCAGUUCAACCUGAAAAUAGUGUUGCACCAACGACUGAGGCUGGUGGAGGAUCCAUAGCUGACAUGUUGAGGGUCACUGCUGAAGAGGCAAUGACACAGACUGGGUUCGUCUUUGAUGAGACUACUGGGAUGUACUACGACCACAGCACAGGCUUCUACUACGACUCGGCCAGUCAGUUGUACUAUGAUGCCAACACAGGCAUUUAUUACUACUAUGAUGCAGAGAGUGGACGAUACCAGUUUCAUUCCAGGAUUGAGGUGCCUGCUGCACAAACUGCUGCAGACCCUGUCCAAGAAAGGAGCACUGGUGAAAAGAAGGGCAGAAAGUUAAAGAAAGGGUUUAAGAAAACUUUGCACCAGGACGAUAAGGAACUCAUAUUCGAUGAGGUAAAGUUGGAAGAAGAAGAAAGUGAGUGGGUCGAAAAGCAAACAACUAAGAGGACCACUGAAUCACGAAAACUGAAGCGAAGGUCCUGCAGCCCGGAUGUUUCACCUCGCAGAAAAGAUUCUUCUAAACACUGGGAGGAAAGUGAUAAAUCUUCAUCAAAGAGGAAGAAGCAGAAAAAUGGCUCACGCUCUGAUGAAAAAGGUAGAUCAAAGAAGAAAACAAAGAAAUCCAAGUCAAAAAAGAAGAAGAAGAAAAAGAGCCCAGCACCGAGUGAUGACUCUGAGGAGAACAGUGAACCAGAAGAGGGUGAGAUCACAGAGUCGGAGAGAGAGGAGUGGGAGUCCACAGCCUCGUCCUCAUCGUCACGUAGCUCUUCCUCCAAGGAUAGCCCAGAGUCAGAGAUGGAGACUCAGAGUCAGGAAGUCAUGUCAGACAUGUGGCCCCCCUGUGUCAGAGUGACUGUGGUCAGAUCUCCAGUUCUGCAGAUUGGCACUCUUUUCAUCAUCACAGCCGACUCUCCAGCCACCGUCGGCAGAGAGAAAGAUAUGGACCAUGCAAUCCGAAUACCAGAGAUGGGAGUCAGCAAGUUCCAUGCUGAGGUGUACUUUGACCAGGACCAGCAGAGCUACAUGCUGGUGGACCAGGGAAGCCAGAAUGGAACCGUCAUCAAUGGCAACAGGAUUUUACAGCCCAAAAUCAAAUGUGAGCCACAUGCACUGAUGCACGGGGAUGAGGUGAAGAUGGGAGACACCGUGCUGUCCUUCCACAUCCACUCAGGUACUGAUACCUGUGACGGCUGUGAGCCUGGUCAGGUGAUGGCUCACCUCAGCAAGUACAAGAGGGAGGAGAAGACAGGCCCUGCUCUCACCAAAGAGGAUAAAGAAGCACUAAGACAGAAGGAGCUGAAGCAGAUGAAGGCCAAAUAUGGCCUGCAGAGCAGCGAGUACGAGGAGGCCAAAGCCCUGAAGAACCGAAAAUACAAAGACCGAGCAGAGUCCCGACGACAGACGGUGGGCAGCGAGGGUGUUUUCAAACGAGAUGAUGCACCAGCUUCUGUUCAUGAGGAAAUCAGUGAAGUUAAUAAAGGUCGGAAAAUGCUGGAAAAGAUGGGCUGGAAGAAGGGAGAAGGGCUGGGUAAAGAGGGGACUGGAAUGAAAGCCCCGAUUGAACUGAAAAUCAGAAAGUCCCAGUCAGGGUUGGGGGCCGGUGCUGCCUUGUCUCUAGACAGUGUUUCUGUGACCAGAUCAAAGUCUCAGAAGAACUGGGAGAAAGCGCGCGAGAGGUUUGCUGAUUCGUGCCAGCCUGACAUGCUGUCACCGAAAAUACAGAAGAACAGUUCUCCCAAAGCCUGGGUCAGAGCAGAGGAGAGCGACACCGUAAACACACAAGACAGCCAAAGUUAGGAAUGAGCGAGAGUGUUCAUAUGUAUUAUGGAUUUAAAAGCUGUCAGGUUUGAUGCGGGUGAGCAAAGGGAGUCUUUUUUUACUUUUUGAGGACAUGAAUAUAGUGUCUGUUCUCUUCCAUUUUUUACUUGGCCUUCAGCAGGAGGAAACGUCGCUGAAGAGACUAGAAUGUGAACACAAUUAUCUACAAACACUAUCUGUCAGCUGGUUGUCUAGUGCUGUGCAUUAACAGUUUGUAAAAGUCACUCGCCGUCUUUGUAGGUUAUUUGUUUGCUACAUAAGUGAAUGUGUGGAAUGUUUACAGUCUCAAACAGAAGAAGAGCAGUGUGUUUCACGGUCCAAUGUGUCUGUAGUCCAACCUACAGAGGAGUCCUCCCAGAAUGAAGAGCACAUGAGUCGCCUCAAGCAAAUAUUAACACAGUGGAGCUAUAUUUCUCACAAUGAGAUCAUGCUAUGAUGAACAACUGUGUAUGUGUUGAGACAACCCCACGAGUGAUCAUGUUGGAGUGUUCACAACAGCUUUGUGUAACUCUGUCUGAGCUGCAUUAAAAAAAAAAAUGCUGUACAUUAAAUUUUGAACACAUGCAA